AUGAGCUCGGCAUCAAGGAGGAGCUCGUUCGGGGUGAUGGGGAAGACGGCGGAGGAGCGCAGUGCCGAGAUCGCGGCAUUCACAGCGAAGAGGAAGGAGGCGCUGGCUCGAGCAGAGCAGCUGAGGGAGGAGCGCAAGGCCCAGCAGCGGGAGCGGGAAGCAGCCAAGGUGAAUGAUCGUGCUGGGAUAGCGGAGACUGACGGUUGGUUCCGAUCGUUGACGGAGGAGGCGCAUCGCAGCGGAGGAGGACAUGGCGGCGACAUCUUCGGCAUGGAGGAUGGCAGAUCCAGCGCCAUGUCCAAGCAGGGCGGAUCGCUCGAGAUCCCCGACUUCAUGCAAGAUGUGUCCAACACGUACAGGAACCGUCAUGCUGCUGCUCACGCGGCUGACGCUCGAGCGGACAGACAUGAGAAGGAGCAGGAGCAGGAGCAGGAGCAGGAGCAGGAGCAGGAGCAGGAGCAGGAGCAGGAGCAGGAGCAGGAGCAGGAGGAGGAGGAGGAGGAGGAGGUGGUGGUGGUGGUGGAGGAGGAG
Messenger RNA from Guillardia theta CCMP2712, 531 nucleotides. RefSeq lists its product as hypothetical. The record is from RefSeq and is a predicted model, not a curated record. The annotation marks the transcript as partial. Lineage: Eukaryota; Cryptophyceae; Pyrenomonadales; Geminigeraceae. The transcript has 3 exons.